This is a messenger RNA of Protopterus annectens (West African lungfish), 814 nucleotides long. RefSeq names its product glyoxalase I (gene GLO1). The transcript is spliced from 6 exons. The record is from RefSeq and is a predicted model, not a curated record. The coding region runs from base 122 to 679 and encodes 185 amino acids. Gene Ontology annotation, molecular function: metal ion binding; lactoylglutathione lyase activity. NCBI's taxonomy places the organism in Eukaryota, Metazoa, Chordata, Ceratodontiformes, Protopteridae.
AGAUCCUUUCCAUUUUUAAGUGAACACACCCCUUUAUUAAGUUAGCUAGUCUUCUGGCAGUACAGUAUAGUUUGUGCUUUGAUUUAUUGGGAGUGCUAAACUUCAGUUUGGAAAAAAAGCAAUGGAAAGUAAGCCAAAAGAACUGUCAGGUUUGACGGACGAAGCAGCUUAUAGCGCUUGCACCGACCCAGAUCCCAGCACUAAGGAUUUUAUGAUGCAGCAGACCAUGUUGAGAAUAAAAGAUCCCAAAAAAUCUCUUGAUUUUUACACAAGGAUUCUUGGAAUGACGUUACUUCAGAAGUUUGAUUUUCCGGCCAUGAAAUUUUCUUUGUAUUUUUUGGCAUAUGAAGAUAAAAAGGAAAUUCCUGCCGACUGCAAGGAAAGGGCAGCUUGGACUUUCUCCAGAAAAGCAACUAUUGAACUUACUCAUAAUUGGGGCACUGAAAAUGAUGAAAACCAGUCUUACCACAGUGGUAACUCAGAUCCACGUGGAUUUGGUCACAUUGGAAUUGCAGUUCCUGAUGUUUAUGCAGCAUGCAAGAGGUUUGAAGAGUUGGGUGUCAAAUUUGUAAAGAAACCUGAUGAUGGUAAAAUGAAAGGCCUUGCUUUCAUUCAGGAUCCUGACGGAUAUUGGAUUGAGAUUCUUAGCCCAAAUAAUAUGGUGUCAGUUGCUUCUUGAACCUGUAACGUAUCUGUAUUGACAAAGAUGAGCAAAAACAUUUUGUUUCCCAUUUGCAAGUUGGACUGUGAACAUAACAAAAAAAGCUGGCAUUUACUGUACUAGAGAGAGGUUUAAUAAAGCUUCUGUACAAAC